Ictalurus furcatus (blue catfish) is the source of this 3048-nucleotide messenger RNA. It is a transcript of the gene rgl3a, whose product is annotated as ral guanine nucleotide dissociation stimulator-like 3a. Gene Ontology annotation, biological process: positive regulation of GTPase activity; Ras protein signal transduction. The record is from RefSeq and is a predicted model, not a curated record. Gene Ontology annotation, molecular function: guanyl-nucleotide exchange factor activity. The transcript is spliced from 17 exons. The coding region runs from base 296 to 2410 and encodes 704 amino acids. Gene Ontology annotation, cellular component: plasma membrane. NCBI's taxonomy places the organism in Eukaryota, Metazoa, Chordata, Actinopteri, Siluriformes, Ictaluridae.
GUCCGAGAGCAGGCGCGCGCAUCUGUCUGUGUUAAAUUAACUUUCUUUUUCUGUUCACGCAACCUUCGUUUAAUUAUUCUCUGAAAUGGAUUAUCCUACUUUUUACAAUUAAAUUAUUGUGGACAAACAAAACAAGGAUUAAGUUUAUUUUCUGUGGUGAAUGUUGAAGCGGGGGAGUUGAGAGUUCUGAUUGGAGUUCUGUCAUGAAGUUGUUCACAGCGCUGAUUGCAGCAACAGCGUCCGCCUUCUAAUCAACUUCACCACCGCUGCUCAAGUCACUUCUGACUGAAAAGUUAUGGGGAAAUGGCAGCUAACCCUGGACCCAAUACAGGAAUGGGGGGAGGAGGUGGAGGAUGGGGUGGUGUAUGGCGUGACCCUUCACAGGGAGCCGGCAUGUACCCCCACCUCGGACUUGGUGAGCGUGGCCUGUGUGCAGUAUCGGACGCUGAAGGUGCGCAGAGUGAAGGCGGCCAUGUUGGAGCACCUCAUCACUGAGCUGGUGAAGCCCGAGUGUGACGAACCCGACUACGCCCGAAUCUUCCUCUCCACCUACAGAGCCUUCACCUGCACCAGCACACUCAUCGAGAUGCUGUUUCAGAGGGAAGACAAAAUCAUCAACUUGGACAACAGUGUAUGUGUGAGGAGUUCUCUCCCAGCGUUGGUGAAGUUGUGGUUGGAGGAGUUCGCUGAGGACCUGAGAGACUCUCCUCUCCAUCCAUCGCUCCGUCUGCUCUCCUUCCAUCUGCGCCAUCGCCUGUGUUUCAGACGCAUUGCUCAGCACGCCGACACACUCUUACACACCUUUCAAGAGGAAGACAGGCGUGCUGAGAACAGGUCAGAGGUCACUAAUGUUUUUGGAGAAGAAACAGGAAGCGUCCUGAGCUGCUCCGCCCGGGACGUCGCUGAGGAGCUCACCAGAUUGGACGCUGGCCUGUUUGCGUGUGUGGUUCCGUUCCACUGUCUCGGCUGUGUUUGGUCUCAGAGGGAUAAGAAGCAGAACCGGAGCUUAGCGCCCAGCGUGAGAGCCACAAUUGCCCAGUUUAACUCUGUCACUAACUGGGUCAUCACCUCGCUGCUCUGCACACCCACAACCCCAAACUCCGCCCCCACUUCUCCAAAAUCAUCCACAUCACCCAGACUACACCCCUGCUGCCAUCACACAAGCCCCGCCCACCGUGCUCGCAUCAUCGAGAAAUGGAUCUCUGUGGCUCAGGAGUGCUAUCUGUUGAGGAACUUCUCGUCUCUGCGUGCGAUCCUGUCUGCUCUACAGUCCAACGCUGUGUAUCGCCUCAAAAAGACCUGGGCUACAGUCAGCAAAGAGAGUCUAGCCACCUUUGAGCAGCUGUGUGAGAGCUUUCCUGAUGAAAACUGUGUUCUGGCUAACAGAGAGAUCCUGGAGGACAGUAAUAAGCACACAGAGGAAAACCCCUCUACAGCACUCGGAUCUCCUAAUCUCAGUCCCACCUCCAAACGCACGAGCUACAGUGGGGGGGAGGUGCCGUACCUGGGGACAUACCUGACCAUCCUGACCAUGUUGGACACAGCUCUACCGGACACAAUAGAGGGUGGACUAAUCAACUUUGAGAAACGGAGAAGAGAGUUUGAGGUUCUGUCUCAGAUCCGCCAGUUGCAGGUGUCGUGCUCUCUCUACUCUCUCCCAUCUCACCCCCAUGUCUCCUCCUGGCUAAACAGCUGCUCACCCCUGUCUGACCAGCAGAGUUAUGAUCUGUCCCGACAGUUGGAGCCCCCAGUGGAUUCGUGUCCCGGGUCACCGAGCUGGAGCCAUCGACUCAUCAGCAGGAAACUUGGCUUGUUGUUGAACAGCAGUGACAGCUCUAGGAAGAAAACACACUUGGAUCAGAUGAGUGUUUCCUCAUCAGGCUCCAGCAGCUCUGAGAUGGACGACUUCUCCGUUCCACUCCGCCCCAAAUCACAGUCUGGACCAUGCCUGAACAUCUCAGGAGACUCCUCCGGGUUAUGUCCUGAUCCACGCUGCGCCUCUCCUGCUCCCUCCUCUCUGUCUGACAUCUCCAGUCUGAGCUCUGAUGGUGCGUCUCCUCCUUCCUCCUCCCAGGCUGUGUAUAAUAAACAGAGUGACGGCUGCAUCAUCAGAGUCAGUAUGGCGCUCCACAGCUGCAACGUCUACAAGAGCAUCCUGAUAAGCAGUCAGGAUAAGACAAGUCAGGUGAUACAGAGAGCUCUGGAGAAACACAACGUGGAGAAUAUGAGCUGUAACGACUUCACACUCACACAGAUACUGCACUGUGAUAAAGAGCUGUUGAUUCCAGAUAAAGCGAAUGUGUUCUACGCGAUGUGUCCCUCAGAGAGUUACGACUUUGUUCUGCGUCAGCGCUGGAGGAGUCACAAUCUGAGCUCAAGUCCCGCUGUCCUGCGCAGAGAUCAUAAGUAACCAUGUGAGCUGGAGGACUCGCUCUGUGUGUGUGUGUGUGUGUGUGUGUGUGUGUGUGUGUGUGUGUGUGUGCGUGUACGUGCACGUGUACAUGUGUGAGAGACUCAUUAAGCUAUUUUCAUGUGUUUUAAUAUUUUAAACUCACCAAGUUUUAUUGGUUGAUGAUAAUCACAGUAAUCAAGCUAAACAUUUUAUUCUACUUUUCCUUUUUUAGUGAGAUAAAAACACGUUUUAAAGCUAAAGACUGUUUAUGAAUGUUAUGUUUACACACACUGUAUAACUUAUGACCAGCAGGUGUGUGUUAGUGCAUUAAUGUGUACAGUACAGAUAUUUAUUUGAAUAAUUUUGUGCAGUGAUAAUAAUAAUUAUAACAAUGCAGAGGUAUUCUAUGGAUAUUACGGUCCGAGUGUUUUAAGUACCAGGAUUUUACUUAUUUAUUUUGAUGUCCAUUACAGCACACUGAUUCAGUUUUAUUAUCGUUGUUCAGUUUGCCGGGUUUAACUGGAAUGUGCAACUUUUUUCCUGUUAAUGCACAAAAUCACCUGAAGCUGCAGUAACUAGUUUAAAAGUUCCUGAAUUUAUCCCAGUGUCUUCCUGUUUUAAUGCAUUCCUCUCUGUUUUAAAGUAAUAAAUGCAUA